GCUUGAGGGCAUCUUGAAGGGCUCCCAAGUUCAAAGCCAGUCAGGCUGCUGAGGUCAGCAUUUCCGGACCGAGGGGGUCAGGAAACUCUAGCUACAGCUCCUAGUGCUGUGAGCGCACUGGGCACCACGACCCGGCCACACCCUCUCCGGCAGGUUUGGUCAGAUUGGAGAACGGGUCUUGUGUCACCUUACUGGUGAAGUCGCAAUCGCAACUCCCUCCUGUAUUCUCCUCUGUCCUGUUCUGGGUAGCGAAGUGAGGAAGGCCUUCUGAGAGCAAGUGCGACAAGAGACUGUUCAGAAGCUUCGGUUUCCAGGGCACUUUAGAUGACACGGAGCACCGGAUAUUGUACUCGGCUUAAUCCGGCGACGAUGAAGCAAUCGGGAAUGUUUUGAGAGCAAGCGGCUUGGAAGAAAGUGCUCCUGUAGCUCCAGGGAAGACGAAGGGACUGCCACACACAAAUUAAUCCUUACGAACUGCCUCCUCCCCCGGAGCAUUCUUGUAGGAACUUUCUGUACCUGUUGAAGGUGGCACAGAAGAGGGUGGAUUAAUCAGUUUGGAAAUAGCUUUCUUUUCAAAGGGUGGAGAUGUCUGCCCAGAGGUUGACUUCUAACAGAACAUCCCUGCAGUCAGCAUCUAAUUCUGAUUACACCUGGGAAUAUGAGUACUAUGAGAUUGGACCAGUUUCCUUUGAAGGACUGAAGGCUCAUAAAUAUUCCAUUGUGAUUGGAUUCUGGGUUGGUCUUGCGGUCUUUGUGAUUUUCAUGUUUUUUGUGCUGACUUUGCUGACGAAGACAGGUGCCCCACACCAAGACAAUGUGGAGUCAUCGGAGAAGCGGUUCCGGAUGAACAGCUUCGUGUCAGACUGUGGGAAACCACUGGAGUCAGAUAAGGUGUUUUCUCGUCAGGGCCAUGAGGAGGCUAGGUCCCUCUUCCACUGUUACAUCAAUGAAGUGGAACACUUGGACAGGGUCAAAGUCUGCCACCAAACAACAGCCAUCGACAGUGAUGUCCAGCUCCAGGAAGCCAUCAGAAGCAGUGGGAGGUCUGAGGAGGAGCUGAGCAGGUUUAUGAAGUUUGACAUCCCCAACUUUGUGAACACAGACCAGAACUCCUUUGGGGAGGAUGAUCUUCUGAUUUCGGAACCAGCCGUUCUUCUAGAAAAUAAGCCGGUUUCCCAGACCUCACGUAUAGACCUGGACUGAGAAACGCUUGUGGGCGCUUUCCUGAGGAUAUGUUCUGUCUCUGGAUAGCUAGAUACACGCGCCCCCCCAACCCCACACAGGCAUGCUCGUGUGUGUGUGUGUGUGUGUGUGUGUGUGUGUGUGUGUGUGUGUGUGUGUGUGUGUGUGGAGGGGAGGGGAGGGAGAGAGGACAAUGUUUAAAGUUGAAGACCUAGACUAGGGCUAGCACUUAGUGAUAAAGGUAUAAAGGUAUAGAGUUUGGAGAUGGAAGGCACCACUUUUUUUUCUUUUGCGGGGUGGGGUGGUAGUGAUUUUUUUCUUUUUGGAUUAAGAACCACACUUACAGUAUUAAAGCUUCUUUAUUGAAAAACAAUUGGCUACAUAUGCAAUUGAGCUCCCCUGGGGUGAGGCUUAGGUCACUGCAUCCUGAUCUAGCCCUUGCCACCAUUCUCUGCCUGUGACAAGCUGCUUUACCUGUCUGGACUGCCAUGGCUUUAAAGGUAAGGUGGCAUGUCUGGAAUGACUGACCCAUCCCAGCUCUAGUAUUCUGUGACUUUCAAACUUAGCAUCCAAGACAAGCUAACGUGUACAUGAACAGUAGAAGAUAGAACAUGGCGUCCUGGCUCUGAUCGCAGGCUCUCCAGGCCUUGCUACCCUCCCCCCACUGAGUCCUUCACUAAGUCAUAUUUAGUUAGGGGGACCUUUACCAGGAUAACCAGGAGACUCUCACACUGGAACAGUGUUUCUGCUGAGUCAUGCUGAGGAGUUCCUCAGGGAACUCCAUCCAUCUGUGCUCUAACCCUGGGACAGCUCUGACCCCAGUGAGUACCAGGCUGAAGUAUUUCACAAGCACUUGAGCUCUCAAAAAAUGGUAGGGCAGAUUGUCAUCUGGCUGAUGUGGUCCCUUCUGGGUUUCUCUGUUUGCAUCCCCGUGGUCAUGCUGCUGAACUAUUGGGCUUCAGAAUAAGAUACUAUUUGCCAUGCUGUCAGUGUGCUUGGCCGGUGAGUAGGCGUUGACUGCCUGGCUUGGAGCUGAGAUGGCCGGUGGGUUGUUUGUACCACACAACAUGUUGAGAAUGUUAAUGUGAGCAACAUGAUGUUCAUUUCGCAAAGGAGUCAACCUUACUCUGCUGAUGUUGGAAACAACUCAGUUUUGCACACAGUGAGUUGUAUGCAUGGCCAGCUGCUAAUCCCUGGGUAACCUCAUCUUUAUGAGUUUGUCCUCCAUUUGUCUUGUUUAAGUUGCAAAAUAAAUGCAUUUAUUGCACGGGAA
Molecule: messenger RNA, 2455 nt
Organism: Mesocricetus auratus (golden hamster)
Lineage: Eukaryota; Metazoa; Chordata; Mammalia; Rodentia; Cricetidae
Gene: Mrap2
Product: melanocortin 2 receptor accessory protein 2
Exons: 6
Coding region: 586-1203 (205 amino acids)
Biological process (GO): regulation of adenylate cyclase-activating G protein-coupled receptor signaling pathway; protein localization to plasma membrane
Cellular component (GO): endoplasmic reticulum; plasma membrane
Molecular function (GO): corticotropin hormone receptor binding; type 3 melanocortin receptor binding; signaling receptor regulator activity
Source: RefSeq, a predicted model, not a curated record